AUGAUUAGUGAUGGUUUUCGUGUUGUUAAUGAAUCUUCAUUAAAUUCGAUUCCUUCAGUGAAAAAGAAUAAUGCUGAAAUCCUGAAAGAAGCAUGGUUCUGGAUAUCUGUACAAUACCAGAGUUGCGCCUUAACAAAAGAAUAUUUAUUAAGCAAUGUAAAUGUGACCAACACACCUAUUUCUGCUCAUGUAAUGUCAUCUACGUUGACAUUAAAUUCUUCUCGUUCACGUAAAAGAAAAAGGCAUUUAGACAAUUUGGGUUCUUUGCUAAGGUCCAGUCCAACACCUGUGGCAACUAUUCGUGAAACAUCGCCAACAAAUAGUUCAAGGCCAUCAAAACGACGGUCAUCAGCUGCCAACACCCUUGACGGCCUGAGGUUGUCAUGUGGAUCAUUUUUAAAUUUCACAAACAGCCCAGAUCAUCCAUCACCUUUGAAACUCCCAAGAGAUCAAGAUUUAGUUAUAAAAGAUAAACCAUUUAGUCCACGAUAUCAAGUUUUCUCUGAAUUAUUACAGACUGAGAUUAACUAUGUGGGGGUGUUAAACACAAUAAUUACUGUGUACAAAGAACCAUUAGAAGACAUUAUAGACAAAAAAGACUGUUUGCUAAAUAAUACUGAAAUUAAAAUUAUAUUUGGAAAUGUUUUACCUAUUUAUCAAGUACAUCGAGAGAUGUUAGAAGAGCUCAAAUGCCUUGCUACAUUGUGGCAAGAAGAUAGUAGUAUAGGAAAUGUUUUCCUUAAAUAUUCCAGUGAGUUAAUGAAAGCUUAUCCACCGUUUGUAAAUUUUUUUGAAAAAACAAGAGAGAUGUUGUUACAGUGUGAUCAAACAAAACCUCUUUUUCAUGCUUUCCUUAAGGUCGGUCAGUUAAGGCCCGAAUGUUGCCGACAGAGUCUACAAGAACUUCUCAUUCGACCCGUGCAACGCUUACCCAGUAUUAGCCUCCUGUUAAAUGAUAUAUUGAAACAUACUGACAAGAAUAACCCUGAUCACCAAGCUCUUAUAUCAGCCUUAGCCAGUAUACGAGAAGUAAUGACUCACAUAAAUGAAGACAAAAGAAAGACCGAAGGUCAAGUUGUACUUUUUGAUAUAUUUAAUGAUAUCGAUAAUUGUCCUCCUCAUUUAGUUUCUUCACAUCGAGUUUAUCACAAAUGUAAAAUUGGCGCAAAUGGGAUGUACGGUACAUAA
Molecule: messenger RNA, 1188 nt
Organism: Acyrthosiphon pisum (pea aphid)
Lineage: Eukaryota; Metazoa; Arthropoda; Insecta; Hemiptera; Aphididae
Product: protein ECT2
Exons: 9
Coding region: 1-1188 (395 amino acids)
Biological process (GO): regulation of cytokinesis, actomyosin contractile ring assembly; nervous system development; mitotic cytokinesis
Cellular component (GO): nucleus; cell cortex
Molecular function (GO): GTPase activator activity; guanyl-nucleotide exchange factor activity
Source: RefSeq, a predicted model, not a curated record